AUGGAUCGCCACGUCAGACUCGACAUCCAUGUUCCUCCUAUCCUCUCCUACUCGGAUCCUAAAGAUCCUCAACUCACUUUGACUUUUAACCUAAUCGACAGCGCCACCCCGGUGACGCUCGUUCGACUGGAUGCUGGGCUGGUCCCUAUUGUCAACUGUCUUACAAUCUCCGAAGCUGAUACCGGGAUCAUACCCCAAUUACCCACGGUCGACACUUAUCGCAAAGGGUCCCCGGGUACAACGAACCAAGAAGAUAUGGAUCGCUUGCUCACACUGCACCCUGACAUCCCGUACGUGAUGUCUCAGAGCUUUAGACCGCUUGGGCAUGAGAAAUUCACACCAGAGGAUACCGGCGCAAUGAGCGAAGAUAAAUACAGAUUUUGGAGGUUCGGAAUGCACUUGUUGAAAACAGGACAGCCGUAUCGCUUGAAUGUGAUCGAGGGCCUAGGUACAUAUGCGUGGAUGGAGGGGGAUAAAACCAAUUUGUUCGGCAAGCCUUGGGAGAACUCUCCAGUUAAGAUACCUAUUUUACCAGGGCAAGGAAUGGAAUUUCGGAUAGAGGACGUAAUCUAG
Molecule: messenger RNA, 573 nt
Organism: Penicillium waksmanii
Lineage: Eukaryota; Fungi; Ascomycota; Eurotiomycetes; Eurotiales; Aspergillaceae
Exons: 1
Coding region: 1-573 (190 amino acids)
Source: RefSeq, a predicted model, not a curated record